Messenger RNA from Lachancea dasiensis, 3255 nucleotides. The record is from the annotation of a GenBank genome assembly. Lineage: Eukaryota; Fungi; Ascomycota; Saccharomycetes; Saccharomycetales; Saccharomycetaceae.
AUGGAGUCGAUCUUGGAUUUUUCGCAAGAAUUGAAUAUCAAUGCGCUGGAUCAAGUUGUGGACACUUUUUACAAGGGAUCUGGCGCCCAACAGAAACAGGCCCAGGAUGUCCUGACGAAGUUCAAAGACCACCCAGAUUCGUGGCAAAGAGCAGACCAAAUUCUGCAGUUCUCUCAAAAUCCUCAAACGAAAUUCAUCGGGCUCUCAAUUUUGGAUAAACUAAUCACCACAAAGUGGAAAAUGCUUCCACCGGAACACAGAAUAGGGAUUCGUAAUUUCAUCGUAGGAAUGGUUAUAUCCCUGUGUCAAGACGAUGCCGUUUUCCAGUCUCAAAAGAAUCUCAUCAACAAAUGUGACCUCACUCUUGUGCAAGUUCUCAAGCAAGAGUGGCCUCAAAACUGGCCUGAUUUCAUACCCGAGCUUGUUCAAAGCUCCCAAUCGUCGGUCAAUGUUUGCGAGAAUAAUAUGGUCAUUCUCAAACUUCUUUCCGAGGAAGUUUUCGACUUUUCUGCAGAGCAGAUGACCCAAGCCAAAGCUUUACACUUAAAGACUUCUAUGUCAAAAGAAUUCGAACAAAUUUUUAAACUUUGCUUUCAGGUUAUGGAUGCAGGAUCUACUACGUCGCUGGUAGUCGCUGCAUUGGAAUCGUUGCUGAGAUACUUACACUGGAUUCCUUAUCACUACAUUUACGACUCCAACCUUCUAGAACUCUUGAGUACGAAGUUUCUAAGCUCAUCAGAGACUAGGGCAGUCACCAUUAAAUGUCUGACUGAAAUCUCGAACCUAGAAAUUCCUCAAAACGAUGCCAAAGUUGCGGAACAAACUGUAUUGUAUUUCCAGAACACUCUACAGCAGGUGAGCAAUAAUGUUGUACCUGUAACCGCUGAUUUAAAGGCAACUUACGCUACUGCCAACGGCAGAGAUCAAUCCUUCCUGCAAGAUUUUGCCAUGCUUUUGACAACCUACUUGGCCCGCCACCGUGUUUUGCUGGAAAGCGACGAAAGAUUGAGGGAGCUCCUGCUAACAGCUCAUCAAUAUUUGAUCCAACUAUCCAAAAUCGACGAGCGGGAGCUUUUCAAAACAACGUUAGACUAUUGGCAUCAUUUGGUUGCACAUCUGUUCCAAGAGGUUCAAAAGUUGCCAGUCGCGGAACUUAAUCCAUUACUUCAGCUGUCAGUUGGCUCACAAUCUAUUAACUCCUCAGGUGGGGCUCCAAAUCCCGAAUUUUUAAAGAGAUUUCCUCUAAAGAAGCAUAUCUAUGAUGGCAUCUGCACUCAAUUAAGAUGGGUCGUCAUUGAAUCCAUGGUCAGACCUGAAGAAGUUCUCAUUGUGGAGAAUGAUGAAGGAGAAAUCGUGAGAGAAUUUGUUAAAGAAUCCGACACUAUCCAAUUGUACAAAUCGGAAAGGGAAGUUCUGGUAUAUUUGACUCAUCUUGAUGUUAUGGAUACCGAGGAUAUUAUGAUAAACAAGCUGGCUAGACAGAUUGAUGGCUCCGAAUGGUCAUGGCACAAUAUAAAUACUCUGUGCUGGGCCAUUGGUUCCAUUUCAGGUACCAUGAGCGAAGAAACCGAGAAGAGGUUUGUUGUCACUGUCAUUAAAGAUCUUCUGGCACUGACUGAAAAGAAGCGCGGUAAAGACAAUAAAGCUGUAGUGGCUUCAAAUAUCAUGUAUGUCGUUGGACAAUACCCUCGGUUCUUGAAAGCUCAUUGGAAGUUCCUGAAAACAGUCAUCAUCAAGCUUUUUGAGUUUAUGCAUGAAACACACGAGGGUGUUCAAGAUAUGGCUUGUGACACGUUCAUCAAAAUUGUUCGCAAAUGCAAGCAUCACUUUGUAGUCCAGCAGCCAAAUGAAUCUGAACCGUUUAUUCAAACCAUUAUUAGAGAGAUUCAAAGUACCACCGCUGAUCUUCAGCCUCAACAAGUCCACACUUUCUAUAAGGCCUGCGGAGUAAUCAUAUCUGAUGAGAGAAACGUUGGCGAAAGAGAGCGUCUCCUGGGUGACUUGAUGCAGUUGCCGAACAUGGCCUGGGAUGCAAUUGUUGAACAAUCAUCCGCCAAUCCCGACCUUCUUCUUGAUCCUGAGACUGUUAAAAUUAUUGCUAACAUAUUGAAAACAAAUGUUGCAGUUUGUUCUACCAUGGGUGCCUCUUUUUACCCACAGUUGGGCCAUAUUUAUUAUAAUAUGCUUCAACUUUACCGAGCAGUCUCUUCAAUGAUUUCAAGCCAGGUCUCCAGUGAGGGUUUGAUAGCCACCAAGACUCCAAAAGUACGUGGACUGAGGACUAUCAAGAAAGAAGUCCUUAAACUAAUUGAAUUUUACAUUUCUCACGCUAACAACCUGGAUGAAGUAGUAAAGGUCCUCGUGGAGCCUCUGUUGAAUGCCGUUCUGGAAGACUACAUGAAUAAUGUUCCUGACGCCAGAGAUGCGGAAGUCUUGAACUGUAUGACCACUGUUGUUCGGAAGGUUGGUCACAUGAUCCCUAGCGGCGUCAUUCUGAUUUUACAGAGUGUUUUCGAGUGCACUUUAGACAUGAUCAACAAAGAUUUCACUGAGUACCCAGAGCAUCGCGUUGAGUUCUAUAGACUUUUGAAAGAGAUCAAUAGCAGAUCAUUCAAUGCAUUGCUGGAGCUACCGUCAGCUGCCUUCAAGUUGUUCGUGGACGCUAUUUGCUGGGCAUUCAAACAUAAUAAUAGAGACGUUGAAGUCAAUGGCUUACAACUAGCUCUCGAUUUGACUAAAAACAUCGCUGCUUUGGGCGCAACACCAUUUUCCAAUGCUUUCUAUGAGAACUUCUACUUUACCUUCAUCAGCGAGACUUUCUAUGUCCUAACCGAUUCAGAUCAUAAAUCAGGGUUUUCUAAGCAAUCCCUUCUCCUAAUGAGAUUGAUAUCUCUGGUUCAGGAGAAUCAGAUUAGUGUUCCCUUGUAUCAACCUGGCGAAGUUCCUGAGGGAACAACCAACCAAUUAUACUUGGCGAAUUACAUGGCUGGAAUGUUGAGCAGCGCUUUUCCACACUUGAGUCAAGAACAAAUAACCGGAUUUGUGAGUGCAUUGAUCAAGCAAUACCAAGAUCCUGCUAAAUUUUCAGCCACGCUGAGAGAUUUCUUGGUUCAGAUUAAGGAAUUUGGUGGAGAUCCUACUGAUUAUCUUUUUGCAGAGGAUAAGGAAAAGGCAUUUGAGGAAAAGAUCAGGGUGGAAAAGGAAAGGGCUGCUGCUGUCGGUGGUCUGCUGAAACCGUCGGAACUCGAAGAUUGA